AUGAAGAAGUCCCGCACGUUGUUCCAGUAUUACAUGCUACAAAUGGAGAGGUGGUUGUUAACACUGGAGAAGAUAAUGGUGGAGCAAUGGAGGGCUGAGACAGCUGAUCCCGUUGUUGUCUAUAACCGGUAUGAGAGUCUGGCGGCCUUAGAGCUAACGUCAGAGGGGAGCGACCAAAAGGAUAGUUCAGAGUUAGAGACUCCAUCAGCUCAGAUCCCCUCCACCGACGAUUUGGUUCUUAUUUCUUCAGAUCACUCUGCUGCGGCUUCGGUUGAGAUGGAUGCACAGACGUUGGUCGCUGAUACUCAGACGUUGGUCGGUGAUCGAGCUGUAGAGCUAGGAGUUAAAAAUCAUCCCCCGAAGGAUCGAGACAAACCUUUUUUCCUGGUUAAAAAACAUGAACAGUGGCCCCAAGGUCACAACACACCACUAAAAUCAGUAGUUAUGUGUUUUUUUUUUGCGUGGAAUAUUCGUGGACUGAAUAGUGAUAGACGCCACACCAUGACCAAAGAUUGGAUUAAUAUCCAUAGACCACUUUUUGGAGCUUUUUUGGAGACUCCUAUUUUGGAGAGUAAUAAAGAGAGAAUUUUGAGAACUGUUCCGAGGGGAUGGAACUAUUAUGGGAAUUUUGAAGAAAACGAUUAUGGUCGUAUUGUUAUUGUUUGGGACCCGAGGGUUACUUUGGAUGUCUACACUGCAACAGCUCAAUCAGUCACUUGUGGAGUCACCAUUUUGUCGGAAAAUAUCACUUUAACUGUCACCUUCGUCUACGGGUUCAACUUGGUCGAGGAGCGUACAAGUCUCUGGGUGAGUUUGGCUGAGUUACAGGCUUCUACUCCAGUAUCAGAUCAUCCCUGGUGUGUCUUAGGAGAUUUUAACCAGAUGCUGCGGUCCUCUCAUCAUUCAAAUCAUCUAUCUGCACGCACCGACGAUUCUGGUAUGGAUGAAGCAAAUCUUGGUCUACAAGAUGCUCAAUUGUUCGAAGCUCAAGCUAAAGGACUCUCCUUUACUUGGAGGAACUAUUUUCUUGACCCCUCCCAGUCUGAUCAUGCUCUGUGUCUGUUCCGGAUGCCGGCUCAUAAGCGCCAGGUUGUUAAACCAUUUAAAUUCUUUCAUCAUGUUAUAGAUCAUCCAGAAUAUGCAGAAACGGUAGGUGAAGCUUGGAACUGUGGGCUGAUACCGGGAACUGUUCAGUUUAAGUUGGUUCGAUCGCUAAAGAUGUUAAAGAAACCGCUGCGCAGACUCAACAAACGACACUUUAGUGGUAUUUUCCAACGGGUCAAGGCUCAGAAGGAAAUUGUCGAUGACCUGCAAAAGCGUUUGCUUACCUCGCCGGACGUGUCUACUGCUCGUGCUGAGCACUUGGAACGUGACAAGCUGAACUGUUUACUUAAAGCGGAGGAGAAAUAUUAUAGACAGAGAUCAAGGGUGAGAUGUGCUGAUGUUGGAGACCGUUACACGCCAUUUUAUCAUAGAGUAGUCGCUCAUCAUGCCUCGAAGAACCACAUUCAUUUCCUGAAAGACAGCAACGACAACUUGCUGUAUGCGGUGGAGGAUAUUAAAGCGCAUGCUGCUGAUUAUUUCCAAGGCAUUCUUGGCUCUAUGGAUCUUCCUUUCUCUUCAACCACUACCGAGGAACUAAGGAACCUGCUCCCCUUUCGCUGUUCCGAUCUACAGCAAAGCUACUUGAGCCGUCCUGUUACUGCUGCUGAGAUAAAGGCAAUUCUAUUUUCCAUGCCGUUAAACAAGAGUCUCGGGCCAGAUGGGUACUCUGUAGAGUUUAUAUGUGCAUCAUGGCACACUGUGGGAGAGGAUUUAACAAAAUCUGUCAGUGAGUUUUUUAGGAAUGGUCGGCUCCUCAAAGACAUGAACACGGCGGCUAUAGCGUUAAUCCCUAAGAAGACUCAAGCUUGUUCAUUAGGUAACUACAGACCCAUUAGUUGCUGCAACAUCGUCUAUAAGCUUAUCUCCAAAAUCAUUGCGAACCAUCUCAAGCCUAUUCUCUCGCAGUGUGUGUUGGAAGCUCAGCAAUUUCCUCCCAUGUUCAUCACUUGGAUUACUGAGUGCAUCUCUUCGCCAAGAUUCUCUAUUGCCAUCAAUCGUGAGCUAGCGGGAUUCUUCGAGGGUAAAAAGGGACUCCGGCAAGGAGACUCAAUCUCUCUCUAUUUGUUCAUAAUACUGAUGGAAGUGCUAUCUCUUUUACUGAAUAAAGCUGAAGCCGAUGGUGAUUUUAGGCUGCACCCGUUGUGUACCUCUCCUAAACUCACCCAUUUGUUAUUUGCUGAUGACCUUUUGGUCUUCUCUGAUGGCUCUCGAGUCUCAACCUCGGGUAUAAAGGCUGUUAUGCGUAAGUUCAAAGACUGGUCAGGUCUUGAUACAAAUGAAGCAAAAUUAGAGAUCUUUUAUGGAGGUUACUCAGAUAUUCAAGUCUCUGUCUUGAGCGACCUGUCGGGUUUCAGGUGUGGUGAGUUCCCAGCUAGAUAUCUAGGACUGCCGUUAAGCCCAAAAAGAAUCUCCGCAGCUACCCUGCAACCAUUUGUUGACCGGAUUACAGCAAAGCUUCACUCUUGGCCAGUCAAAGUUUUGUCAUUCGCUGGGAAAGUCCAGAUGAUUUCUUCAGUCAUUUACAGAAUGGUAAAUUUAUGGAGCUCUGUUUUCGUCCUUCCAAAAUGGUUCUAUGCCAAGGUGGAUUCUCUCUUUUCGGGUUUCCUAUGGAAGAAUAGCACUUCAUCAGCGUCUGGAGCAAGAGUUGCUUGGUCAGAUAUCUGUAAGCCUAAGGCUGAAGGGGGUCUGAGUAUUAGGAAGCUUGAGGAGUUCAAAAUGGUCUUCAGGCUGAAGAGGGUUUGGCUCUUUUUCUCGGCUUCAGGAUCACUAUGGGUUCCUUGGUUACAAAGUAACAGGUUUGGAGGCAGGAGUAUAUGGCUUGUGAAUGAUUCGCAGCGGUUUUCCAAGUCGGUUAGAAGCAUGCUCGGGCUGAGGCAGGAGCUUCAGAGCUAUCUUCGUUGCAACAUUGGCAAUGGACACACUGCUCUGUUUUGGUACGACUAUUGGACCGAACUUGGUCCUCUCUACCGUCUCUUCGGAAGCUCAGGGCCUAGGAUUCUCAGGAUUCCUCUUAAUGCCACUGUCUCACAAGUGGUCUCCAAUGGCCACUGGAACUUGCCUCCUGCACGAUCAGAAUACACGGAGACAUUGCAAGUUAUACUUUCAACAAUGGAUGUUUCUUAUUAUGCGAGAGGUGGUGAUAAAUACUUGUGGAGAAUUCGCUCGGGAGGGUUUGGACCUUCUUUCUCAUCGAGUGUUACUUGGGGGAGACUCAGAAUUCUUAACCCCCUUGUUCCUUGGCAUUCAGUGGUUUUGUUCAAAGAGGAAACUUCCAACUCGGGACAGAUUGAUUUCUUGGGGAUUAUCGCUUCGACCAGGUACUUGGCCUCGCCGCCAACCUCUGGUGCAGCAGUGGUGGAUUAUUGCCGGCAACUUCAAGGUCCAAACGCUGCUCUUGCCGUAGCUGUGUUGAAGCUGUUGAAUCAAGUGAUUAUCUACAACCUGUGUCAUUAA
Molecule: messenger RNA, 3558 nt
Organism: Brassica napus (rape)
Lineage: Eukaryota; Viridiplantae; Streptophyta; Magnoliopsida; Brassicales; Brassicaceae
Exons: 7
Coding region: 1-3558 (1185 amino acids)
Source: RefSeq, a predicted model, not a curated record